UUUUCCAUGAUCAAUCAUGGCGGACGAGGAUCUUUGGCAAGUCAUGGUGAGCAGCCAAUGAAAAGUCCCAGACGGGGUCACGGGUUCUCAAUUCCGGACGUGCGGUUCUGAGAACGCAGAGAGAAUAGUCGGAGUCUCCGGUACCUGGCUGUUGUUGUGAUUCUUCCUCCGUUCCUUCCCCGACCGUGUCUGGCCAAACAUAUGAGUGUUUCACUGGUUGUCGUUCGGCUGGAGCUUGCGGAUCAGUCUCCUUCUCCUGUUGGCUUCCAAUACCGCGCUGCCACCGAGAUGUCUGAUGAAGAAAUUAAAGAGAAGACGUUACAUGGUGCUGCAGCUUACUUGGAAGGCAAGACGCCUGUAGAAAAGACAUCGAUUCUGCAUCAGCACAUUGGGCGAAGGGAAAUGACUGACGUCAUAAUAGAAACCAUAGGUCCAAAUACAGGUGAACUAGCCACCCUCCAGAAGGAAGGACAGUCAAAGGGCUCAGAUCCGGAGAAUUUAGAAGAUCCAUCCACAAUUGCUAACAAAACUGCUCCCGAUUCACCCUCAAAACAGCUGCCUGAGCAGAUCACUUUCUUCAGCGGGAACCCCUCAGUAGAAAUAGUCCAUGGGAUUAUGCAUCUCUACAAAACAAAUAAGAUGACCUCACUGAAAGAGGACGUCCGGCGCAGCGCAAUGCUGUGUAUUCUUACCGUUCCUGCGGCAAUGACCAGCCAUGAUCUGAUGAAAUUUGUGGCACCAUUUAAUGAAGUUAUCGAACAUAUGAAAAUCAUUCGGGACUCCACCCCCAAUCAGUACAUGGUUCUUAUAAAAUUCAGUUCCCAGACAGAAGCAGAUAGCUUUUACAUAGCAAGCAACGGACGCCAGUUCAACUCGAUAGAAGAUGAUGUUUGUCAGCUGGUCUAUGUAGAAAGGGCAGAGGUUUUAAAGUCUGAAGAUGGUGCCAGUCUGCCAGUGAUGGAUCUGACGGAACUCCCUAAGUGCACCGUAUGCCUGGAGAGGAUGGAUGAGUCUGUAAAUGGCAUUUUGACAACUCUGUGCAAUCACAGCUUCCACAGCCAAUGUCUGCAGCGCUGGGAUGACACCACAUGUCCGGUGUGUAGAUACUGCCAAACCCCAGAACCAGUGGAGGAAAACAAAUGCUUCGAGUGUGGUGUACAGGAAAACCUCUGGAUCUGUUUAAUAUGUGGUCACAUUGGCUGUGGUAGAUAUGUUAGCAGGCAUGCCUAUAAACAUUUUGAAGAAACGCAGCAUACUUACGCAAUGCAGCUCACCAAUCACAGAGUCUGGGAUUAUGCUGGGGAUAACUACGUUCAUCGCCUGGUUGCUAGCAAGACAGAUGGAAAAAUAGUUCAAUAUGAAUGUGAAGGAGACACGUGUCAGGAUGAGAAGAUAGAUUCUCUGCAGUUAGAGUAUUCAUAUCUGCUUACUAGCCAGCUGGAAUCUCAGCGCAUCUACUGGGAAAACAAGAUUGUGCGUUUAGAGAAAGAUACAGCAGAUGAGAUUACCAACAUGAAAGCCAAGUUCAAGGAGACAAUAGAUAAGUGUGACAGCCUGGAGCACAGGCUAAAUGAUCUUCUCAAGGAGAAACAAGCUGUGGAAAGAAAGUGCACCCAGGUAAACACAAAGUUGUCUAAACUAUCCAAUGAGCUGAAGGAAGAACAGGAAAUGAACAAGUGCCUCAGAGCCAAUCAGGUGUUGCUCCAAACCAAACUGAAAGAAGAGGAGACUCUGCGAAAAGAAGUCGGCGAGCAGAAGGACCUUCAGAUUGUGGAGAUGCAGGAGCAACUACGGGAUGUCAUGUUUUACUUGGAAGCUCAGCGAAAAAUCAACCAAAUGCCAGAAGAUGCUCGGCAGGAGAUUCAAGAUGGUCAGAUCAACAUAGCUGUGGCAUCAUCUAGUUCACCUCAAACAUCCGGCAAAUCGCGAAAGGGGCGUGGAAAAAGAGGCAAAUAGAAAUGGACAUUUUCUUGAUUCAUAAUCCUCAUGUAUAUCCCUUUGGGUCAUCUUUGUUUUCCCUUUGGAAUGCGAUAAGGGAAUUUCACCCAAAGAAAUCCAACCAGCUUGAUUGCUGGCAUAUGAGAAUCCCAGAGUCCUUUUAUUUAUAGCACAUUUCUGAUAUAGUUUCUGGUACAAAAUGAUGAAAGAUAUAAACAUUAAUGCUUUCUAUUUUAAAUAAGCUGUUUAAGCCUCCUGCCUUAUGUACACUGUUAUCAAAAAGCUUCAAUCUUCCAAUUUCCAUGACUUAUUUUAAAGUCGUGUUUAUUGAACUUCUGUUUCACUGUAAUCUCUUCCAUUCU
Molecule: messenger RNA, 2300 nt
Organism: Nanorana parkeri
Lineage: Eukaryota; Metazoa; Chordata; Amphibia; Anura; Dicroglossidae
Gene: BRAP
Product: BRCA1 associated protein
Exons: 13
Coding region: 202-1956 (584 amino acids)
Biological process (GO): Ras protein signal transduction; protein ubiquitination
Cellular component (GO): cytoplasm
Molecular function (GO): nucleic acid binding; zinc ion binding; ubiquitin protein ligase activity
Source: RefSeq, a predicted model, not a curated record